This is a messenger RNA of Spizellomyces punctatus DAOM BR117, 1686 nucleotides long. RefSeq lists its product as uncharacterized. The record is from RefSeq and is a predicted model, not a curated record. The transcript is spliced from 2 exons. Bases 163 to 1686 code for a protein of 507 amino acids. Lineage: Eukaryota; Fungi; Chytridiomycota; Chytridiomycetes; Spizellomycetales; Spizellomycetaceae.
GCAAUUCACUUUGUGCCUGCCCUGGUGAGAACCGUAACAUACAUUUACGAAGGAAUACCAUUAGCUCUGGUAACAUAUGUAACAUAUUGGAUCCAUUGUUGGGCUAUUUCCUGUUUUUGGCAUGUAGAAAUUUAAUCAAUCCAUCGGCUACCCUCGCCAUGCAUGCAUUUGCGAUAUCAUUUUGCAUCAGGCAUCAUCCGUAAAUACUUGUUCGAACGGGUGAAAAGGGCAAAUUUUUCGAUCAACAAUUUCCUCAAAUUCUCUGCACGUUAUGUCGACCUGAUGCACACGGAUGCGUUGCGGUAUCUGGAGGAUGCCUUCCAGUAUGCAGUCAAGCGAGCGAUUCGCCCUUCGAUGAAACGUAACCUGAGCGCGAGACAGGAUACUAUUAACAGUAUUCGUAGUCAUAUACAGAUGAUUAAGAAAGGUCAACAUGUGGCAUGGAAUGCGUUCUUCAUGGACACAACUGCAGAAAGACAACUGGAGGCACAAACAAACCGCCGACAUGCGGCAAUUGGGGAACGGUUAACCCGGGCGGCGGAGGCAGAAGAUGGGGAACCCGGAACACUGCUGCCCGUAAAGCGGAGUCGGCCUGACUCGGAAACAUAUUCCAUGAUUGAGACCACGAAGCGGAAUAGACAAGCGCCAGUCGAAGAGGUAGAAGUCGAAUCUGGCCUUCCCGAAGCUCGUGCUGCCUCGCAACCGAUGGGCUCAAAAUUCCAUUUCAUCGUUCCGCCCACUGGUGGCCCUUUCGAAACUCCGUACAAAGGCAAGCUGGCAACACACCAGCUCAAGGCCUUGGCCAACAAUGUCCAUGUGGUCCUGUGCAAUACCAUCUCGCGUAGUGAGUUUCCAGACCCCGUCAGAGCUAGAUUCAAUGCUUAUCGGAGUGGAAAUAGCCAGCGGGCAUCUUUAUGCCAAUUGCCCAACUCCUACAAAGCACUCAAAGAGUUACUGGCUGGCAAUCAGGGUUGGGACGGCUGGGCUAGAAAGGUCUGGGCAUAUCAGCUACCGGAUGAUACGGGGGAGUUAGAUUGUCUGUUCUGGGAUAUUUGCUGCUAUGGGUUAACAACUGCCCAUGAAAAGCUUUGCGCAAUGGAUAGACACUGGCGCGAUAAUGAUCAUGAAAGGACGGCAUGGAUCGAUUAUAUCAUUCCGUGGUUUGCUCCAUUGCGGAUCACAAAGUUGAUUGAUUGGCAGUGGUGUGAAUUCCAUUACACCGCCAGAAACUUAAAUGUUCUCUCUGAUGAGGAGGAAUAUUCCUCUCGGUCGAAACGCUAUGCAGAUGGCGUAGGGUUUGACCCGGACAAUAGGGAGGAGAAGAUCCUCAUGGAGAGCAGUAGCGGAACGGCAAAGGAGGACGUUAGCCAUGCCAUGGAUGAUGCCUUGAAGCUCGUGGAGAACUCGAAGAGGAAGAUAAUGGGGGUCCAAUGCGUGGUUGACACCGUCCGAUUGACUUACACAACCAUAGGUGAAGAUCCCUCUUACUGGGAGGUCUACGAAGUGCGCAGUGCCAAGGUGCCCCAAGUGUGGGGCAAGAAAGCCUUGAUGAUAGGCAUGUUGGAACUGAUUGCGACCGUCUUCCUCGAGCUGUAUGCCCAGCAGGAAGUCACUGCACUCAUGGAUGAUGAGCUGAUCAAUGGAGUGGACUUGGAGGAGACUGUCAGACAUAUCCUGAAGAUUUGA